This is a messenger RNA of Didymodactylos carnosus, 1494 nucleotides long. Lineage: Eukaryota; Metazoa; Rotifera; Eurotatoria; Philodinida; Philodinidae. The record is from the annotation of a GenBank genome assembly.
AUGAAGUUCGGCUUAUUAUUCAAUCGUCGUACACGACAAUCUUAUCGAUUAGACGGUUGUCGUCUUUCCAAACGCAAGCCAUUAGCUAUAACACAAUUCUCUUCACAAAUCAAUCGAAAUCAGCUACCAUCUGGCGUCGAUUUACGACCAAUGUUAAGUCCAAUUGAGCAACAACGAGCAAUCGGUUCAUGCGUUGGAAAUGCAUUAGCAGCUAUAUACGAGUAUUUUUACUUACGAACUCAUAAUCACCUUAAAGACUUUAGUCGAUUGUUUAUCUACUAUAAUGCACGACGUUUAGAAGAUGAACUUUCUAGUCCAGACACGUUUCGUCAUGCAACAGAAUCUGAUUCAGGUGCCGAUAUUCAAUAUGGCAUCGCCGGUCUCAUUCAGUAUGGAUGUUGUGAUGAACAGUUGUGGCCAUACGAAACUAUUUUAGUCAAUAAAAAACCAUCUGACCAAGCAUAUCAACAUGCCAAACGAUAUCUUGUACAAGAGUAUUCAAAAUUAUCAAACGAUAUUAUCGAUUUAAAAGAAUGUCUAGCUGGAGGUUAUCCAUUUGUAAUGGCAAUUAAAAUAUUUAGCUCUUUUGCUGCCGAUCAUCAUGGUUUUGUCCCAAUGCCAAAAGCAAAUGAGAAAAUGUCCAUUUAUCGUCAUGCUGUUGUUUGUGUUGGUUAUAUUGAUGAACAAAAAGUAUUUAUAAUUCGAAAUUCACAUGGAAAACAAUGGGGCGCUGAUGGGUACGGUUUCUUACCGUAUGAAUAUGUUACUGAUAAAGAAUUGACAAAAGAAUUAUGGACAGUUAAAUCUAUAACAAAUAUGAUUCGUCUAGAUGUUCAUCAGGCACGAGCGGCAUGGAUACACUCACCAUUUCGGUCAAUAUCGCGUGCAGCAUCACAACAACGAAUGGCAGCAGAACCAAUAGAUGAUAAACAAGAUUGGGAUAUUGUGUACACUACACAAAAUGGACCAGAAAUGAAUAAUAAUGAUGAUGAUUUCAAUUAUGAUCCUGCCAGAACACCACGAAGACACUCAGCUGACUUAUUUGGGCAAUUAAACUCAAGAGGCGAGCGUCAACAGUCGCCUCAUCAUUAUCACAACCUUUUACACAAUCAUAACGUUCGACAAUCGUCUCCAAGUCCCACACGAGACAAUCGACACCAUUCUCAUGGAAGUGAUAUCAAUUUGCAUCAUCUCCAUAGACAUCCCUCGAGAGACGAACACCAUCAACGACGCCAUUCACGCGAAAGUCCAUUUCUUGCUGAACAACAACGUUCAUUUCUUCUUCCUUCGAUGUAUGGUCCGUCGUUUGGCUUUCAACCUGGACCUAACUUCGGAGCAAUGGGAAAUAUGGUACCACCGUUUCAAAUGGGUGCACCAGCAUUUCCAAACCCAAUGAUGAAUUUCCCUUUUGCGAACAAUCCAUUUGUUGGAAAUCAACCGUUUAACGAUGGUUUCAAUAACCCCUUUAUGCCGCCUUUUUAUCCUCCAUUUUAA